Molecule: messenger RNA, 2644 nt
Organism: Pseudomyrmex gracilis
Lineage: Eukaryota; Metazoa; Arthropoda; Insecta; Hymenoptera; Formicidae
Product: zinc finger protein 91-like
Exons: 6
Coding region: 515-1672 (385 amino acids)
Cellular component (GO): nucleus
Source: RefSeq, a predicted model, not a curated record
GUAGCAAAUGCUGGUAACCCGUCGCAAGGUCAAGAUCAGUCGGUUAAUCCUGUCCAGUCAGCCGAGGGCCUUGUACGAUUCUGUCUUUCUACAUUUCUUCUUGCUCUCCUAUAUCGUGUUAGUUUACGUCUGCGACGCGCGUAAAAACUUGUGAAUUAACAUACAAUUAACUCGAUCAACAAAGGUGUAAAGCAGCUAUUUGCAAAUUUCUCAUCAAGCUCUGUUGCUUCCACAAAACAUUCGCAAUUCCUCAGCUCAGAUGUCAAUUUGUCUCGUUGUGUUGAAAUUUAUUUGCAAUACUCUUCACACGUUACGCGCUAUCUGAGACAGCUAUCUGUGACGCUGUUCUCUUGUGUUUUGCCGAAACAUAGUAGAUGCAUCUCAAAAGUUCUUUUAUAUAUAGACCCGUAUUUUGAUAUGCUUCAAGAUUCAUAGAUGUAUUUCUGAAACAAAUUACUCGCAUACGCGCUCCGAUAAACAGUGAAUUCUCUCAAAAUAUUGUUCGUUCUCUGUUAUGGAAACUUGCGUUCUGAUACCUAAAGAAUUCUCUUUGGUCCUCACCAACGAUCAGUCGUCCUACAAGAAUUUUUUUGACAAUGAUUCGAGUACGUUGGUCACAGAUGUGAGAAUUUCGGUUUGGUCGAAUGUAUUCAUCCCGUCGGGUACAUUGAUCUACCCGUUUCAAGGAUCGAUCAGAUUCGACAAGAUCGAUCUUUAUUCCCUCCUCGAUGACAACGAUAUCAGACGCGAAUACGGUUGUUACGACGAGGUCUUUUUUUCCAACUACAAUCUGAAUAAACGUCAGUGUAAUUGGAUUAGAUUCCUUCGCAUCGUUCAGUCGUACAACGAACAAGUCAAUUUGAUCGGUACAAAAGUAAAAGGCGAACCUAUAUUUGAAGUGAUAAAGAAUGUUCAACCAGACACUGAACUGGUGGCUUGGUUCCUGCCAGCGACACAGCAGGAUAUCGUUAUCAUCUCGCACGAUGUGUGUUCCAGAUCAGCUAUCUACAGGUGCACGAUCGACUCUAUCUUGGAUGAAUCUCCCUUGGAUUUAUCGAUGACGUUACUGGCUCAUCAUUCUCUCCCUUCGUUAUCUCACUCUUAUUACGAAGUAGACGAAUACGAAUCGACGUCUGAGGAAUCUUCUUCGUCGAUGUUGUCACUGGCCAGCGAUCACCUCGAUUGCAGUAUCCUGACGAUCAAGCGCGGAGAAAGGGUUUUAUUACCUUGCGAAGUCUGUGGCAAAUCCUUCGAUCGGCCGUCCCUUUUGAAACGACACAUGAGAACGCACACAGGGGAAAAACCGCAUGUAUGUAUGGUGUGCAACAAGGGUUUCUCAACUUCAAGCUCGUUGAACACGCAUAAGCGCAUUCACAGCGGCGAAAAACCUCAUCAAUGUCUUGUCUGCGGUAAGAAAUUCACAGCCUCAUCGAAUCUCUACUAUCAUCGGAUGACUCACAUCAAGGAAAAACCACACAAAUGUUCGCAAUGUUCGAAGUCAUUCCCAACACCGGGCGACUUAAAAAGCCACAUGUACGUGCAUAAUGGAUUGUGGCCGUUUAGAUGUCACAUUUGUAGCCGUGGUUUCAGCAAACCUACCAACUUGAAAAAUCACAUGCUGCUCCAUCUGAGCAGAUGUUCUAAUAAAAAAUAUAUCAAAUCUAGAUUUUAAUUCAAACCAAAUAUCGAUAGAGCUUAUAGAAGAUAGACGAGAAAACAGUUCGAUUAUUGUUAGAUACAUGUACUACCUAUGUAUGCGUGCUAUGUUUUGGACAUUUGAUUUGAAAGAAAAAGGUAACUAUAUAUAUAUAUAUGUAUGUGUAUAGAUACCAUUGUGUUUUAUGUUACAAUUUAGUUCAAAUUUUGUUGCGCGUGUACACACAAUUAUACUUUUAGUAUAAUUAUUAUUCGUGACAUAUCUUUGUGUACACGCGAAUGAUAUAUUAUUUUUAAAAUUCAUAUAAAUAUUAACAUUAUUAGAAUUCUUUAAAUAACAAUUUGCGUGCGAGCUUAUUAUAAAUUAUAAUUUAGAUAACGCUUCUUUGUGAUCGAAUCGAAGAACGAAUUUUGACAUUUGUCGUAAAGUAAAAACAAGUUAAAAAAAAAAAAAAACAAAACAUGACUGAGUGCCAUUUGUUUUUUGUAACAAGGCGCAUUGUGUUACUACAUAUAUAUACAUAUACAUAUUACACAAGUUCUGCUUUUUAUCUAAGAAAAAUGAUGAUUGCUCAAUUUUCCAAAGUAUUAUUUGUCUUUGUUUGACGAUAUAUAUAUAUAUAUAUUAUUAUUAUUAUUAAUAUUAUUAUUAUUUAAAGUUAAUUGAGUAAAACUCGAGAGAAAACAACAGCACCGUAUACACACGUAAAAGUUCUUCGUAAAAUGAAGAGCGUCAGUUGCCAUUUUUUCUUCUUAAUAAUAAGAUGUGUAUUUGUCAAGUAUCACGUGUUUUUCAGGAAUGUAUAAUAUGUGUGUGCGUGUGUGCGCAUGUGUGUAUGUAUGCACGCGCGCGUGCAGUAAGAUUGUCAUAGUAGUUUAACCUUUCCUCAUGGAAAGUGAGGCAACAAUUUCCAUUGUAUCGAUCUUAAUUUAGUAUUUAGGUACACAUCGGCGAUUUCUAAAAAAUAAAUAUCAGCUGUACACCUUU